Ochotona curzoniae (black-lipped pika) is the source of this 1044-nucleotide messenger RNA. It is a transcript of the gene SYS1, whose product is annotated as SYS1 golgi trafficking protein. Gene Ontology annotation, biological process: Golgi to plasma membrane protein transport; protein localization to Golgi apparatus; Golgi to endosome transport. The coding region runs from base 255 to 725 and encodes 156 amino acids. NCBI's taxonomy places the organism in Eukaryota, Metazoa, Chordata, Mammalia, Lagomorpha, Ochotonidae. The record is from RefSeq and is a predicted model, not a curated record. The transcript has 4 exons. Gene Ontology annotation, cellular component: Golgi membrane; trans-Golgi network.
GUCCCCGGAAAUGCUUCCUUCCCACGCAGCCGCCACCGGCCCUCGGGUCUCCGGAGCGUUGCCUCUCUAGGCCGGGAAGGCCUCUCCUCCAUGGUCCCGCCUGUCAGCGCUGAGUCGGGAGUUCGCGGCUGAGCCCGGCCCCACGCUGGGACGCUUGGCUUGUCGGGUCUGUCCCCGGUGCGGGGGUAGCCGGGAGCCCAUGGCAAGGCGGCGCUGAGCGAGGCCCGGGCAGCGGCCGGGCCCGGCGGCCGGGCAUGGCGGGCCAGUUCCGCAGCUACGUGUGGGACCCGUUGCUGAUCCUGUCGCAGAUGGUCCUGAUGCAGACAGUCUAUUACGGCUCUCUGGGCCUGUGGCUGGCGCUGGUGGACGCGCUGGUGCGGAGCAGCCCAUCGCUGGACCAGAUGUUCGACGCCGAGAUCCUGGGCUUUUCCACCCCUCCAGGCCGGCUCUCCAUGAUGUCCUUCGUCCUGAAUGCCCUCACCUGUGCCCUGGGCUUGCUGUACUUCAUCCGGCGAGGGAAGCAGUGUCUGGAUUUCACUGUCACUGUUCAUUUCUUUCACCUGCUGGGCUGCUGGUUCUACAGCUCCCGGUUCCCCUCGGCGCUGAGCUGGUGGCUGGUCCAGGCUGUGUGCAUCGCGCUCAUGGCUGUCAUCGGGGAAUACCUGUGCAUGAGGACGGAGCUCAAGGAGAUACCCCUCAACUCAGCCCCGAAGUCCAACGUGUAGACUCAGGCCCUGUGGACACCCCGCUGGAAGUUGGGCCCCCCAACACCUUGAGCCGCUCAGACCCUCCAGCUGAGGUCCAGCCCCGGUCUUGGAGGAACCCUGGAAAUGUGAAGUGUGUUGGUGUGAGAGAGAGUGAAACCCCAUCAAGAAGGCAGGGAGUGGGACAGGCUCACAGCUACGAGGACGGCAACCCUGUGCUGGAGCCUUUGCGUCCGCGAAGCCAGCAAGGGGACCUCACUGAGGAUCCCAACAGAAGUGGAGCCAUGUCGCUCUUGAGCCAUCAUACCUGUCACCAGCCUGUUCUUUGUUUUUGCCUUUU